UUAUAAUCAAAUUUUUGACAACUGACAAGCUGUCAGGAUUUUCUAAAGCUGAAAAUUUGGGGUUUGCAAGUUGGGUUAUUUGCAAAUUAUUAUUGUUACAUGACGCUUUUUACACAUAAUUAAAUGGCCACUUCCCGUAUUCAGGCGACAGCGCGUCAGUUGUCCAAAACAUUUAAAAGAAAGAGCAGAUUUGAUAUAGGAAUUGCAGCUGAGUUGCCAGCUGCUUACAAGAAAUUCUGGCAUGAAUGGAAAGUGCUGAAACCUGCAGCUGUUCAUUUUAUUCCUCAAGAUAGUAAAUGGAAGAGGGACGAAUUGACUGGUGAAACAUUACCUGUUCAAAAUGUUCCUAUCCCCUUGAAAUAUCCACCAGAAAUAAAUGAAGGAAUAUGGGGAGGAGAGGCUAUAGUUAAAGGUUUCCAGAAGCGUGAUUUAAAAAAACGCAGAGUGCCUCAUUACUGGGUGCCUGUUCUUAAGAGAACUGUUGUCAAAUCAGAAGUGUUAAAUACUCAUCUUUCAGUGACUGUCACUGAUCGGACAAUUAAGCUUAUCAAUGACCACUAUGGCUUUGACCAUUACUUGCUAAAAACACCAGCUUGUGACCUUGUUUCUAUGUUGGCUCUGAAACUGAAAAAACAAAUCCUAAUUGAAUUAAUGAAUGGAUGUCCCCGACAUGCAUAUGAUCCGGUAAAGCAAAAGGAAAUUUAUGAAGAAUAUAAAACAUAUCUAUCAUCUUACACCCCUGAAGAGGUGGAAUGGUAUGGUUUGACUUGGUAUGAAGCCCUCAGUAAAGUAGCAAAAAUGAAAGAAGCUGCAAACAAACCUGUUCCUUUGAAAAAUGUGUAUAGAAAAAAUUUAGUUGAAAAACUCAAAGCAGCAGGCAUUGAGGCAAAACCCUCUGCUGAUGAAAUAUCGUCCACUACUUCAUGGUUGUCAAAAAUGAAUCCAUUUGGAAAGAAAGAUGAAGCUUAGUGUUUUGUACUAGAGAAUAUGUAGAAAUAAAGCUAUUAAAUUGUUGAGUUGUAGAAAACUGUAAUAUUGAAAAUAAAUAGAUAUUUUACUGCCAAAA
Zerene cesonia (dogface butterfly) is the source of this 1066-nucleotide messenger RNA. It is a transcript of the gene mRpL28, whose product is annotated as 39S ribosomal protein L28, mitochondrial. NCBI's taxonomy places the organism in Eukaryota, Metazoa, Arthropoda, Insecta, Lepidoptera, Pieridae. Bases 124 to 969 code for a protein of 281 amino acids. The record is from RefSeq and is a predicted model, not a curated record. The transcript has 5 exons. Gene Ontology annotation, molecular function: structural constituent of ribosome. Gene Ontology annotation, cellular component: mitochondrial large ribosomal subunit.